This is a messenger RNA of Rotaria sp. Silwood2, 1554 nucleotides long. NCBI's taxonomy places the organism in Eukaryota, Metazoa, Rotifera, Eurotatoria, Philodinida, Philodinidae. The record is from the annotation of a GenBank genome assembly.
AUGGGUAAUGAACAACAAAGUGGUACAAGUCAUCAUUUUAUCAAUGAUACUCCAACUGAUGAACAUCAACAACAAAAACGUAAUGGUGUUUUAUUAGCAAAGAAUGGACAUUUACCAAUAUCUAAACAUCAAUCAAUGAUAACAAAAUCUAGUUGGCAAUUAGCACGAGAUGCUUCAAUGGAUAUGUUGUCGCGAAAGACGACUAAAUUAACUUCAAAACAAGGUCCAUCAUCUAUUUUACCUGGUCAUCAACGACAUAUAUUUAAAAAAUACCCUGUACAACCAACAUUAGCACCUGGAAAACCUUUACCAACAUAUCGAGUACCUCGAAUACCUACAGACAAAGAAAUUGCUGAAAUUACUAUUGCUCAUCAACUUUUAUGUGAAUAUUGUGAUGGUCCAUGUAUUGGUGAUUAUGUUCGCUGUCGUGUUUGUAUAAAAAGUUACCAUUCUCAUUGUCUUUAUCAACGAGGUCAUGUAAGUGAUCCAUCGUUUUCAUUACCACGUCUUGGCAAACAAGAUUGGACGUGUCCUGAUUGUGGAGAUCUUACUCGAUUAUUGACUCAAGAAGAAGUUAAUUAUUUAAUUUCUUCUUUUGAAAAAAUGGAUCAAAAUAAAGAUGGUUAUAUUAUUCUGAACGAUUUUGCAGUAUUUUGUUCAAAAGGAAAGACAAAAGAUAAUGUUAACUUAUUUCCUCAUUGUAAUGAAGAUUUGGAAAAAUUACAUUUUAAUAUCAUGGAUUCAAGACAAAAAGGUGCUGUCACUUGGUCGGAUUUUGCACACUUUUAUACUUGUAAGUUAAUUGCUGCAAAAAAUAAAACUGAAUUAACAACAAAAUUAACUAAAAAAGAAUUGAUAUUUGCAAAAAAUCUUUUUCUUAAAGAUCCACAUCUAAAAAUUGAUAAUGAAAGUAAUGCAAUUAUAACAAAAGAUUAUUUAAAUCGAGUUUUUCACGAUCUUAUAUUUAUGACAAAAAAAAAGUAUGGUAGUAAUUUUAUUGAUGCUAUUUUACGCGAAUGUCACCGUAUUGAUGAAACAAUCGAAAAACUUUCUGUUAUAAGUUGGGAUGAAUUUCUUCGUCAAGUUUCUGUACUUAUUAUAUUCAAUCGUUCAAAUCAUGAUCUACUAAUCAGUCGACCACGUCGUGCAUCCAUACCUCAUAAUCUUACACAAGCAACAGUUAUAUCACAUAUUAACUUAACUUCACAUAGUAUUGAUUUAAAAAAAAAUGUAACAAUUACACCGACAAUAACAAUAUCACCAGAUUUAUCAUUUGAUUCAUCAUUUCGUAAACAUGGAAAAAUAUUAGAAAAAUUAAAUCAACGAGAUCAACAAGAAGAAUUAAGAAAAAAACAUCUUGGCUCAUUAGUUGAUUGGUCAAUUGUUGAAAGUAUUGACGAAGAAGAAAAUUUAGAAUUACCAAAAUUAAAACCAAAUGCACGAGAUGAACGACAAACAAUUACUGAACCAUGGUCUGUUGUUAAAGAUAUGGAACAUUUAAGAACUCAACCAAUACUUAUUACAACAACUCGUAUUCCCAUUGUUAGGAUCUAA